AGGCCUCUACCUACCAAAUUACCAGAGCGUCAACAUUGUUCAAAAUGCAGUCCUUUUCAAAUCACCAUUCUCUUACUAUUUCUUUAUUCCGUCUUUCCGUUUACCAUUUCAGGACUCCUGCAGCCUCUGGUCUGAAGAUUCUAAAGACUCAGCUCAAGCAAGGUAGUUGUAAGGUGCAGCCGAAAAUUCAGCAAAGAUAUUUCUUCCUGGGGACCAAGGAGGUUGUGAUCAAUGAAUCGGAUACUAGUUACUAUGGCCGAGCUCGAGAGAAGGUUAAUCGUCGUUUCCAGCAGUUUGUUACCAAUCAACAGGACUUAUAUAAGUACAAAACUAAUAGACUUGUCGACCUGGAUGUAUAAUUCCCACCCUUGAUGUUUUUACUUGGUCUGAUUUCUGUACAGGCUAUGAUUCUGAAGGAAAAAAUUGAAAGGAUGAAAACCGAGAAAAAAAGUGAUCUUCGUGAAGUUCUGGGUAUGCCAUAAUAUGCAAUUCCUACAUGUCUAUUCCCUACUAACCUUUUAGUAUAGAACUGCUCGUGUACUGUGCGUAUUACAGAGACCAAUUACGCGAAUUUAAUGGCAUGCAAGACAGCCUUAUCCAGCUAGGCACCAAACCAGACUUCUUUUACUACCUCGGGGGGGAGGCCCUUGCGCGUACCCUUGCGCCCAGGGAUAUAGAGCCUUGUAUCUUCUAUCUUUAUCAAGCGGUACAGCGACGUAGGUGCCCUCCCAGUGGGGUCGUUUUUAUCCGUACUAGAGACUUUAGUUUCCAUGAACGGGCUGCACUGGUUGCUUUCAUGCGGUUGCAGGAUGAGUGGUUAAAAGAAGUUGAUUGGCAUGAGGUUAGGGUGGUUAGGGAGGGGAGUAGGUGGGAACAGCUGGAAAUACUUGCUGAUUCCGAAAAAAGGUUUGGGGAGAAACCUAGAGAAUUGUUUGUAGAAUACUAGUAAGAUACCUUGUGAAAAUGAUUGGCAACAGCAACAGCAUCAGCAACAAUAAACUUG
Molecule: messenger RNA, 1003 nt
Organism: Tuber aestivum (summer truffle)
Lineage: Eukaryota; Fungi; Ascomycota; Pezizomycetes; Pezizales; Tuberaceae
Source: the annotation of a GenBank genome assembly